Messenger RNA from Merops nubicus (carmine bee-eater), 2598 nucleotides. It is a transcript of the gene N4BP1, whose product is annotated as NEDD4 binding protein 1. NCBI's taxonomy places the organism in Eukaryota, Metazoa, Chordata, Aves, Coraciiformes, Meropidae. Gene Ontology annotation, cellular component: nucleus; PML body. Gene Ontology annotation, biological process: negative regulation of protein ubiquitination; negative regulation of proteasomal ubiquitin-dependent protein catabolic process. The record is from RefSeq and is a predicted model, not a curated record. The transcript is spliced from 7 exons. The annotation marks the transcript as partial.
GCCGUGCGCGGCGCCAAGGAAUAUAUUAAAGGACUCUGUGAACCUGAACUAGAAGAAAAGGAGUACUACCCAAAGGACAUGCACUGCAUCUUUGUUGGUGCACAAAGCCUGUUUCUCAACAGUCUUAUUCAGGAUACCUGUGCUGAUAUAACAGUGCUGGAAAUAGGAUUGCUCAGCAUUAAGGGGGGUGCAGAAGCUGUUGUUAUGGCUCAAAGUCAUGUUCAGCAGUUAGUGAAGCUUUUUGAGAAUAAUGAAAGCUUAUUAAGUGACAAUGAAUCGGAGAUUAAAAAGAAAUUCAGACAAUUUGUGGAGGCACAUGCUGAUAAAUACACAAUGGAUUUACUGAUUUUGCCUAGCUCUCUAAAAAGAGAACUCCUAGCUCUCACACAAACUGAAUGUUGUGAAGUGGAUAGUGAUAUCAUAGAUCUUACACGUUCUGAAAGCCCACCAGAGAUGUCACAGAACAAAGCUUCCAAAGUAAUCACUGCAAACAGAGAUGGAGGAGCAGAAGGUGAAGAAGCAAGAAACAAUGCUGGGACACCUGUAACUGAGCUUACAAAGCAAAUGGACACUGUUUUUUCUGAUGCUCCUGAAACAAGCUUUGUUCCCAUAAACAUUGUGCCUCUGUUAGGGGCAGUGGUGUCUAAAGAAAGGCAAUCAUGUAAAAGAAGAUCCUCUGAUGAUGAGGAAAGACUCCCUAAAAAGCAGUUUUCUUUGGAAAAUGAUCAGGAAGUGAAAUCUGCUUCACACAGUAAUAUUUCAGACGGUGAUGCAGUUAUUGAUCUACUUUCAGAUAGCUGCAGUGAAUCAAGUGAUCCCCAUUAUUGCUUUAAAGAAGGUGAUGAUAUCAGUGAGGAAAUGGAAUACAAGAUCCUUGUGAACUUUUUCAGAACAAUGGGAUAUUCCAAAAAUAUUGUAGAGAAAGUUAUUGGUAUCCUAGGACAAUCUGUGGAACCACUAACAUUGCUAGAAGAAAUUGAAAAGGAAAACUUAAAAUUUCAAAAGGAACUCCAACAGUCAUCUCAAAAGCCUAGUACUAUCAAUCCUCCUUUUGGAAGUAAUACAAAUAAUUUGAAAAAGCUAGAGGACAAAGGUAUUUCUAGCAACAAAAAUCCACUUAAAUCCAGUCAUACUUCAAAGGAGACAAAAAGUGAAUAUCACAAAAUAAGAGAUUCACCAAGUGUGCAAAUUGAUGCAGAAGAUAAAAUGCCUAUGUUGGUAUGCAAACCUGCUUCUCCUACCAGUAAAAAUUCUGCUAUGUGCUAUAAACAAAGAGACAUUUGUUGCCCUGGUAAGAAUCACUGUUCAAGGUCAGAUGAUAUAGAAACUGGUAGUGUUCUAACUUUUCGCGCUAUACAAGAUGGAACCCUAAAAGAUACUGAUUUUGUAGCCAGAGGGAGCUCAGAUGUGCAGCGUAUCUCAACUAAGACUAAAACUGUUGUUCAGCAAAAAUCUGUGGGGCCCUCAACUGCACAGAAUAGUCAUCCUGGUUUUGAGGAGCAGUUAGGACACUGCAGCUCUUCUGAAGUGAGGUUUCUCAACCAAAACCUUUCCCAAACCCCAAAUUCUGAGGAUCCUGUCACAGACCAGGUAUUCUCUUCACAAAUGCAUCCCUCAAAUCAUGAUAGAGAGAUAGUGGGAUCACACCGACGUCAUGCUGAUCCUUCAGUUACUGGAGUUCAAAGAUUUUUGGAAUCCCUUAAAAGGCCAUACAGACUGGAGUUGAAAAAUGAACCUGGGAAUCCAUAUUUGAAGCAUAUAAUUAUUGAUGGAAGUAAUGUUGCAAUUUCUCAUGGUCUAAGGAAAUUCUUCUCCUGUCGAGGAAUUGCAAUAGCUGUUGACUACUUUUGGAAACGUGGCCACAGAAAUAUUACCGUGUUUGUUCCACAGUGGAGAACAAGGCGUGAUCCGAACAUUACAGAGCAGGAUUUUUUAACACAGCUCCAGGAUGUUGGAAUAUUGUCUUUGACCCCUGCAAGGAUGGUUUUAGGAGCAAGAAUUGCUGCUCAUGAUGACAGGUUUUUAUUACACCUUGCUGAUAAAACUGGAGGUGUUAUUGUGACUAAUGAUAACUUCAGAGAAUUCGUGACAGAAUCACUUGCCUGGAGAGAAAUUAUUCAAAAAAGGUUGCUCCAGUACACUUUUGCUGGUGACAUAUUUAUGGUUCCUGAUGAUCCUUUGGGAAGAAAUGGACCUAGAUUAGAUGACUUCCUUCGAAGUGAAGGCUGUUUUAGAGAGUUUCAAUCAGCACAAAAGGCUUUUCAGAGCAGUGGACAAUAUUCUUCUGAGACACCUUUCGUCGUACCAGUCCCCAAACCAACCAGUAACAGUCAACAGCCUCAAAACAGAGUACAUGGUGAUCAUGCAUCAACAUGGCUUCCUCCGGAAACAAACAUACAGGCUUGUCUAGCAAGUCCUCCACAGAGAUCUGCCUCAGAAACAGUACAGCUAAAAGCAGCCCUGAUAAAAAUUUUUCCUGAUUAUGAGCAGAGACAGAAGAUAGAUCAAAUAUUAGCAGAUCAUCCAUUCAUGAGAGAUCUCAAUGCCCUGUCUGCCAUGGUGCUUGACUGAAUAUUAUACAAGGUUUUUAUAUCUCAA